This is a messenger RNA of Oppiella nova, 1063 nucleotides long. NCBI's taxonomy places the organism in Eukaryota, Metazoa, Arthropoda, Arachnida, Sarcoptiformes, Oppiidae. The record is from the annotation of a GenBank genome assembly.
AUGGAUCGCUUUGAUUGGGACCACGUGUGCAAUACGUCUGACGAAGGGGGCCGGUAUUCGUAUGCAAAACAGCCGGAAAUCUGUAAAUGGAAUCUCUUUAAGUUCGCGGAAGCGCUUCAACCCAUUGUACCCAUGAAUGAGACGAAAGAAAUUCUCGAAAAUAACUUUUACAGCAUUUAUAGCACUGAAUACAAGGAGAAAAUGCUGAAGAAAUUUGGUUUAUUUGUGAGUUUGAGUCAAACAAAUGGAGACCUUCUCAGUGAUGACGAUCUGAUCCAAUCAUUUCUGGACACAAUGGAGAAGACGGGCGCAGACUUUACUAAUUGUUUCCGAGCCCUCAAUAUACUAACCGUUUGCGGUCUCGAGAGCCAUAAGAAAAGUGUCAAAAAUUUAGAGACAGAACUGAUAUCUCAAUGCAGUUCUUUAGAAGAGAUAAUCGAUGCCAACGAAUCCAGUUUUGAUUCGCAAGAAUUUCAGUUGUUUUUGGUUUUGUUGCAAACGAAUCCACAGCUUUUGGAAAUGUUAGGCAAAGGACCCAAAGCUAUAGAAAGGGUUUUAGCGAAGAUGGAGAAGAAUAAAGAAUUAAAAACAAUGACUUCGGAACAGAAAAGAAACGAAGAUUCAGAGCACUGGGAGAAAUGGAUUGACAGUUAUGUGAAUCGCAUUGAAUAUGACGUGAAAGAGUUUGCAAGCGAUUUGCAAGAACUGCAAAAUCAUAACAACAAACGCCUUAAAGUAAUGAAUGAAAAUAAUCCGAUAUAUGUUUUACGAAACUAUUUGGCGAAAGAGGCCAUAGAGAGGGCAGAAGCGGGAGAUUUCUCUAAAGUGAACCAUUUGUUGAAGAUUUUGCAAAACCCGUACAAUGAAUGCUGUGAUGACACCAAUCCAGAUAAGAAGGACUACUACUGCAAAAGGCCUCCUCUUUGGGCCAACAGACUUAAGGUCUCCUGUUCUUCAUAAACCCAUACAAUCCCUCACUUCCUGUGCUUGUAAUAGGAAUUUACAUUUUACUACAAUAUUGUAAUACUGGUUGCAAACACUCCACAGUUUGACAACAUAUAGC